AUGAACGAUAUCGGCGAUCUCCCCAACCUAACAACCAUUCACGCGAACAAUGACUUAUGUAUUGAAGAGAGCACCAACAUGAUCGUGGAUACUUUGCAGGCCUUGUUAUCACAGUUGAACGAUCGCGUCAAAGCACUCGCAGCCUGUGCUCAAUUUGAAAGCGCACUCAAUGACGCGACAAGAAUGCAAAUGCUUGCACCGUCGUCUUCUCUCGGAUAUCUUUGUUCGGGCUAUGUGUAUAUACAACAAGGACGCCAGCGAGCAGCUGUGGAUACGUAUGAUUGUGGGCUUAAAAGGGUGCCUCGUGCUGAUCUUGGAUAUCACGAACUGGUGCGUGCAAAGGCGUCUGCACAACAUGCAGCUAAUAUUCGACUUGACUUUAUCAGCAAACUGCCAUUGGAUAUCGUUGUCAACAAUAUCGUACCGAGAUUACAUGGAAAUCUUUGGGAGUACAUAAUGGUGUCUCAUUCCUGGCGUAAGCGUAUCAUAGCGUCCGACUGUAUUGGAUUCGACGUGGAUGGGUGUGCCUGUCGAUAUGGCCACGAUGCAUUGAUCCGCCACGGUUCCUAUAUCAAGUCAUUAACACUGUUGGAUUGCUGCACUCAUGCAUCAAUGGGUGAUCUUUUACCACCUGAUGCCAGCUUUGAAUCUCUCAAGCAAUUGAAAGUCUUACAAACCAAAUCCCAUCUUAAUGAUACGUCACGAAUAGAUUCACAAUCAUUUAUUACAGCAUUGAAUACAUCCAUUGGCAAUCAUCUCACCCACAUCACCAUCCAGCAAAGAGGCGACCCACCAAUUCACUUGAACAAUAUCUUACAAAGUUGUCCCUAUCUCAUCUCGAUUCAUGCAUCCUACUUGGAUAUAACAGAUCCUCCAAGGGAAGAAUACCCAAAUGUCAUCGAUAUGGUGUUGGAUCAUACUUUUCCAGAGAUUACACCCACCCAUCUAUCAACAAUCUUGGUUCAUUUGGGAUCAUUGCAGUCACUUGCCAUCUCUCCCUGCACCGACUCAGACGCAUUGGAAUCAAUACAACGGUGGUGUCCUUCGUUAAGGAGACUUGAAUGCUGCUGCUCUGGAACAUGUUCUAGCAUUGGUAUACCAAGGAAUCAACUGGCCCAUAGUAAUUCAAAAGGACUCAAGGAUCUGCAUAUUGAUAGCUCUGGUGUGAAGAUAUACAACGUGGAACAUGUGAUAUCAUUUCUGACGCCGCAUAUGAAGACGCUCGAAUCAUUGACGUUCAAAGGUGUUUUGGAUGGUGUGAAUCAUGAGGAAUUGGAUAACAGCAUACAGCAAUUCACACGCCUUCGCAAGCUCUCAUUCACUGCUUAUGAGCCCUACGUCGUUCCAUUUUGUACGUGGGUGAUUCGACAUGCCCCUUUUUUGAAAUCAGUCCAUCUUGAGCUGUCAGCUGCGACCCACGGUGCCAUCUUUGACGCUUUAUCGGAACGCAUUUACCUUGAGGAGCUAAAUUUGGGAAUACCAGAUGGCAUCCAUGAUCAAUUUGCUUUACGGCAGAUGCUGUGUCGUCAUGCACGAUUAGAACAUCGAUCCCACCUUGAAAAGUUUGCUAUCUACUUUGAGCAUCCAAUGAACACUCAACCCUGGAUCUUUUCGCUUGCCUAUUUACCACGCUUACGUUCCUUAUCUUUGAAAUCCUUGGAUGGUGUAAUUCACGAAAACUUUUCUGCGUUUCUCGAGCAACUCGUGGGCAUCUGCACAAACUUGGAAGAUUUAUUAUUGGAGGGACAAGCCAUGGACGACUAUCAACUAUUCCUCUUGCACAAUCUCAAGAAACUUAAGCGUCUGGAUUUAUCAAAGGUGGUUACCAGUUCAUCGUCAUCUCUUUUGUGCUUGCUUGCAUGUCCUCGUUUAACGUAUUUGGAGGUACCCGAGGAUGUUGACUCUAAGGUCUUGCGUCAAUUGAAGUAUAAGAUCGAUAAUGUGAAUUAUGGUCAGGGAGCAUCUAUAGCUAGCUAG
Molecule: messenger RNA, 1977 nt
Organism: Lichtheimia ornata
Lineage: Eukaryota; Fungi; Mucoromycota; Mucoromycetes; Mucorales; Lichtheimiaceae
Exons: 2
Coding region: 1-1977 (658 amino acids)
Biological process (GO): SCF-dependent proteasomal ubiquitin-dependent protein catabolic process
Cellular component (GO): SCF ubiquitin ligase complex
Molecular function (GO): protein binding
Source: RefSeq, a predicted model, not a curated record